UUGUAUAUAUAUAAAAUAAACGAAGAGAAUAGGAGUACCUGCCGCUGCCUCAUUUGUUGUUAUUAGCGACACGAAAACAAUUUCAUUUGCAGUCGCCAAGGAGUUUGAGUUACCAGAGACAGGUGCAUCUCGAAAUUGAAACUGCAGCUGUUUAUUUAUAGCAACAAACAGCAACAACCACCCCCGGAAAGGAGCAGUGGGAGUCAAAGUGGGUGGAGAAGUGAGAGCUGGUGUGGGUGGGUGGACAAGCCCAAGUACAAGUACAAGUGCAAGUACAAGGAUAUAUAUAUUUAGUUGGCCAGUCAAAGUCAAGUUCUUAACUGAAUAUGGAGUCAACAACAACAGCACCAGCUGCGGCUGCCGUUCCAGCGACAACAACAACAACGACAACAACAACUGCGGCAACGGCAACGGCUGCCCAGGCGAAGCGUGGCACCCAACAGGGUCGUAAAAAAUCUGGACCGAAAUUCGAAUUGACCGAUUCACAGAAAUCGGACAUUAAGGAGGCCUUCGAUUUGUUUGAUAACGAAUGCACGGGCUUCAUUGAAGUGAAAGAGCUGAAAGUAGCCAUACGGGCCUUGGGCUUUGAGCCCAAAAAGGAGGAAAUUAAACGUAUGAUUGCUGAAAUCGAUAAGGAUGGCAGCGGGCGUAUAGCAUUCAAUGAUUUUCUUCAUCUAAUGACUACGAAAAUGGCCGAAAAGGAUACCAAAGAGGAGAUACUGAAAGCGUUUCGCUUAUUCGAUGAUGAUGAGACGGGAAAAAUAUCAUUUAAGAACCUCAAACGUGUGGCCCGUGAAUUGGGAGAGACUCUCACGGACGAGGAGCUACGCGAAAUGAUCGAUGAGGCCGAUUUGGACAACGAUGGCGAGGUCAAUCAAGAAGAAUUUCUACGUAUUAUGAAAAAGACCAGUUUGUAUUAGGGCGAAUCCUCUCCACAAAAGGAUUCACUCGCUCUCAAUUAUUUGUAGCUCUAAGAUGCAUUCCUUGUAUUUUGUAAAUGUCUAAGUCAAAAUAUAAAUAUUGUUAAGUUUUAGUUAAGCUCAUUUAUUUAUUGUAUUUGCCGUGAAAUGCUUUCGAACAAAAAAACGGGUCCUUGAUUUCCAUACCUUGCUUUACGUGUAAGUUGAAAAUGUUGUGUUCCUUUCUCAAUUAUGUAACUACUUAUUAUUAUGUAUGCAUUUGCAAAUGUUUCAUGCUAAGAAAUAAAAGCACCGGCUGUAUUUUUGCACAAUAA
Drosophila willistoni is the source of this 1234-nucleotide messenger RNA. RefSeq names its product caltractin. Bases 327 to 920 code for a protein of 197 amino acids. Gene Ontology annotation, biological process: mitotic cell cycle; centriole replication. The record is from RefSeq and is a predicted model, not a curated record. Gene Ontology annotation, cellular component: centriole; centrosome. Gene Ontology annotation, molecular function: calcium ion binding. The transcript is spliced from 2 exons. NCBI's taxonomy places the organism in Eukaryota, Metazoa, Arthropoda, Insecta, Diptera, Drosophilidae.